Molecule: messenger RNA, 900 nt
Organism: Paramecium tetraurelia
Lineage: Eukaryota; Ciliophora; Oligohymenophorea; Peniculida; Parameciidae
Exons: 3
Source: RefSeq, a predicted model, not a curated record
AUGAAUAAACUCAAUAAACCUGAAUCGAGAGUUCAACGCAACAUUCGCGUAGUAAUGACCAAUAUCAAGGAGGAACAAAAGCAAAAAGUUGUGAAAUACUUAAGUCAAUUAAAGGAAGAAGGUGAACUAGCCAAACCCAGAUAUGCUCAUUCAUAAUUUCCACAGUAGAAAUUUAAUUAAACUGUUACAGAACCUAGUCUUAUUGAUUUUUAACUUGACAAUCUGAAUUUGAAAGUAAGUAAAGUGGGAACUCUGGUGGAACCCAUGAUUCCAAUAGUGGAAGCUCCUCAUAAACCUAUAAUUAAGAAGUUCAAAGCCCUGAAACACCCAGUGUUCUUAACAGAAAAUAUAGUUAACACCAUAAAGCCUGUCGAAAGGAUAAGUGAAUUACCUGUAUCGAUAAAAAGAAGCACCAAAUAAUAAAUGAUGAAUAAAGAAAUUCUUCAUCGUUUGGGAUUGUUGAGUGUCCAAGCAAAGAGGGAACUCCAAAUCGAAAAACUCAGUAACAGGGCUCUCAAGGUUUCCAAAAAUAAAGAGACCUCUUCAUUAAAUCAUAAAUAACUGGAAGCUAUUACUCUUUAAUUGAAAGAGAAUGAGAAACAAGAGCAGGUUCAAUCAGCUCAAAGAUGCACUACUUCAGCAUCUGGUGCGUCUAGAAAGGCUUAUGAUUAUCAGGAUGAGUAUUUGGUUGAUUGUCUAACUGAAAGACUUGAUUUGGUAUACAGUGUUUAAACCUUUAAAAAUAGGCCUCAGACAAGAAUAACUAAAAGGAAAAUUCACAAUUUUUUUAAAACAGUAACCAUGGCGCACUUGGAUAAUUUAGAUGAAAUUAAAAAGGACGAUGUGAUCUAUUAAAGAGAGUUUGCAACUGUGUAAACGACGGCUACUGGAUUAUAAUGA